AAGAAAGAGGGAAGACUGGCGGAGAUAAGAAAACGGAAGUGGGAGAAAGGGAAGAAAGUAGGCAGCGGGAAGGGGAAGGGGAGAGGGAAGAGAGGAGGAGGAGGCCGGUCUCGUAGAGGGGCAUCGUCCACGGAUUUUCCGGUAAUCGGGGAUAUCGUCGAACUUUGGGGGGCUGCGAAGGUCGCUGAUGUCCGCUACGAGCCCUGCCCCUACCCCUGCCACCAGCUCACCAACGGGACAACAACGGAGGAGGAGGAGGAGGAGGAGCGGAGAAGGAAGAGGAUCGGACGCCGCGCCGCGACCGACGCCGAGGAAAGUCGCGUCACCACACCUUGCCUUAUCCUUUGAUCCGGGAAGAAAGAAUAUCUUUCACCAGCCUCGCCGACCACCACCACCACCACCAAACGUUCUCUCCAUCCAUACUUCGCUAUUACUGCUGCUGUAUCACCGAUCAGCUCGACCACCCCUCUGAAUGUCUUCGCACAUCCAAAAGUCGUGCGUGGGGCUUGAAGCGACACUGAGUGACAGCAAAAAGAAGUACGGCGACAAGGUGAAUGCACUUCUGUCCGCCUGGGAGCAUGUCACCAAUUUCAUUCCUGGGGCAACGCCAGAGGCCACCCAGUCUCUCAUAGAAUGGGCUCACAAGCACACGUUGAAAUUGGUACUGCGCGGGGAGUGGCCCAAGUUGUCACCCGCGACGAAGACCCACCUCAGUGUAACGUUGCAGAGGUGCGCGUCCCACCUGGUGCAACACCCCGCUGCACCCUGGUGCACUGCCCUGAUAGCUCUGGUGCACAAUCCAUGGACUCAUCCAGCUCUCGACAGCAUACUUAACGGCCAACCGGAUUCCGAACAUGAGGAGGAAUUCUGCUGUUCGGAGAAAGGUGAACUGCUUACAAUGAGGCUGAAAAUACUUUGCGAGGACCGCUGCGAGGACAUAGCGGUUAACCUCGCCGCCGCCUGCGUACGUUCUCUCCGGCGAAGCGAUCGGUUGCGCUCCCUGUCCGAUUCACAUCACGUUCAUUACAUGAUCGACGUUUACAUUGUCCUCUUGUAUAAAUUGAAACGCACGCAAGAUAUAUUCGCUCAAUUAAAAUUAAUGGAUCUAAGCGACGGAUUGGAAUUGGUCCAACGGCUCAGCGGCGAAAGACCUACCAAGUACGGAACCGCACGCGUUUGGAGAAAUUCUAUAAAAGCUGCCGAAUUGGUUGCACAAUAUCUCGUUACAGCCGGUAUGGUGAGGCCCGUGCCGGAAACGGGCGCCAACAUUUUGGAACAGAUUCUAAACUCUUGGGCAUUAUUGCAUUCGAAAUUGAAGGACGUUGAGCCCACGUUACCCGGGAUGAUAAGGAAGUUGAUCGAGCCUGCCGAGAGCGCUCAACACAUCUAUAUCUUUUGCGCGGUGCUCGUUAAACACUUCGGCGACAGCGUAAAGACCCUGGUGAUCGAAUUGUACAUAAGGGCGUUGACCACGGACAUGAACGAAUUGGAGAGUCAAAAAGCGAAGUCCGAUACGGAAAAGGUCCGCGAGACAGCGAAACGUUUGAGCACGCAAUUCCUUAAACUGGCCGACGUUGUUGGGAGCAAUAUCGGUAUCGCUCGAGAAUGCGUGCUGACGGCGUUCUCACUGCAUCCGACCAGGGCUUGUUACGAUAGGAUUAAAGAGAUCGCUGUCGCGUGCGGGAAAACGAGAGCGGAUGGGACACAGGGCGAUAACAGCGGCGUGGUGGUCGUUAACGAGAGAUUUAAGCACGCUCUGGUGGAGGGCAAUCAUUCUAGCACGGGAUCGAUGAUGAUGAUGAAAAGGAUGAUCGAUAGUAGUAGCGGGGAGAGGAAGGACGAAACGGCGAGAGCCGCGGGCGCCGAUUCACCGCCUACCGCUUUAUGCAACUCUACUUCGUUGUUUUCAGUGUCGUCGCCCGCCUGCCCGGCCGCAACUGGUGUGGUAACGGCGUCGAUGAAAAAAAGUAGCAUCGACUUUCAGAACGGGCAAGUGAGCAAGAGCUUCGAGAGGACGGAUCAAUUGUUAAAGAGCCUUCUAACCGCGAAAAGGGGGGAGGCGAUGAUCGCGGGGAGCGACAGAUGCCCGUUGCACCCGAGGAGGGACCCGUUGUCGAACGGCCCCCUCGGCGAGCUUUGCUUCAAUUGCGGCGAGUUCACCGGGAACGAUAUUUCGAGGAGCAAAACGCCCGAGGCGAAACGCCCCUCGAGCCCCGGCGCGAGGAACGUGGAGAGAACUCUCGACGCCCUGAUACUGAUCAAGGGCGACGCCGUGACAGGGUCCGCGAACUACGACGAGAAAUCGGUGCCUAAUCAGGUGUUGGACGCGGAGAAGCUCGGCCUCUCCCCCCAACUUUGCGACGAUUUGGCGGUGGUGCUGAGCAGCCCCCGUUACCACAUGCUCAGCUGGGUCCUCGAUUGGAAAGAGUUGAACAGCCUCUGCGAGAGAUACUUGGAGAACGCCGAGGAGAUGAGGAACACGAACAAAGAGUUGAAAUACCUGAACAUAGAUUACUCCCAGUUCAAGGAUUGGCCCUCGGAGGACGACACCAAGGAUAUAUUUUUCGGGAUCGAGAAAGGUUACGAGCAGUGGGUCGAUCUACCGUCGGACAACUCGGAGCAGUUCGGGAGCUUUCAACCGGCUGGUAAUUACAAGAGAUCGUCGACGAGGAGGAGCCUCGACGACACCACCACCACGGACUCGGACAGUGGCAGCGUGCUGCGGAUAAGAAGGACGGGAAGGCAGAGAAAGAUCCACAGAUUGGAAUCGUCGGAGAGCGAUUACGACAGCGCGGAGCGUAAACCGAAACACUUCAGGAACAGGGUUAGCUCGAUGUCCGAUUCCGACAGCAACACGCAGGACAGUCAAACGGACAGUUUGGGAAGCGACGGGUGCCGAUUGGAGGUAAAGAAGAAGGUAGGCGGCAACAAGUCGUCGUCGGUCGGUAAAGAAGCGGGCAAGAAGCUACGCUCGAAGGGAUCGAAGUUGACCGUCGACUCGGUAUCGCAUUUCCAUAUGCUCGUCAACGAGAACGUGCGGCACGCGAACACGAACGAGGACGCGAGCGGUUCGGACGUGAGCAGCAACGAUAUCAUUACCUUGUUCUCGGCCGACAUGGACGAGAACAAGCGCGAGACGAUAAAGGGCUCGGCGUACACGGCGGCCGCCCCUUUGAUCAUCACCGAGAGGAGGAGCGAUCCGGCGGUGCUGAAAUCGUUGAGAAUGUUCAGGCCGCAAAACUCGAAGAAACCGACGAGGAUCUCCCAGAUACUGCAAAAGAAUCUUUUGAACAAGAGCAAAGACAAUAAUAAUUUAGAGAAUAGCGCGGCGAACAACGUGACGAAAUUCGCGCCCAUGCUGAGCACGUUGAACUUGAACCCGAAGAUCGUGUUGACGAGGGCGGACGAGAUCGACAGGAAGUUGAUCCGGGCCAAGAAACAGCAACGAUUGAGCAGCGGGGAUAUAACCAGCGAACUGAUCAAUAUACAGAAAAACAUGCCGUUCUCGCCCAACAAGAACACCUUGUCCACGUAUCACCAUCAGAAGCAAAAGGGGAACGGGGCGGCGAUUAUCGGUAAAACGGAUUUGACGCCCGCCGACGGCCGGGAUCUCAACUCGAAAUCGAAUUUGGGUAAACGAAAGUUCGACAUUCUGGCCAAGGCUGUCAGGGACUCGGACAUUUUGGCGAAGAACGUGCCGGGUUUGAACACGUUGGACAUGAUGGUGCCGCCGAGAAUGCGACCCACGGUGAACGUCGUCCAACUUUCCAGAAACAUUCCGCAAAGCCCGAACUCGGGCUCGGUGAACAGCGGCAAUACACCUCCCAGGCCGAACAGAACGCCAAGCGUGGCCGGCAAUAUUCAGUUACCCGGCACUCCCUCCUCGGGGGGCCACGACAGUGGCGUAGGCAUGAGUCCCGCCGGUCAAACCCCUCCACCGAGAUCCUCCGUUCUUCCCGACGUCGGCGAAGAGACGAAUCAACCGCCCGACAACUCGCCCACCUCUUCCACGACCACCAACGUUUCCGGCCAACUCGAGUCGGACUCGAGUCCUCGAACGAUGCCGAUCCAACGGCGAAACCAGCAGAGUCAAUCGCCCAAGAAAUCCCCGUCCCCGUGUUCCGCCGCUGUCGCGACAACGACCGCCGUCACUACCACCACGAGCUCCGGGAUCUCCUCGACGAACAUCGCGUCCGAACAGUUGCAGAUUGUUUGCAAACCGGACGGUACGUACCAGUUGGCCUCCGUGAAUCCGAACGUGGUAUCCAAUCAGAGGAACGUUCUCAAUCUACAAAAUAUCGAGGACGGAGGAGGAGGAGGAGGAGGAGGAGGAUCCAAUUUUUCACGGCAAAAUCAGAGAGGCGAGAACGGCGGGAACGGCAGGAACACGUACGAGAGAUUGACGAAAGGAGGCGCGCAAAAUUCCGGGCAGAACGCAGGCUUGCCGAAAUUUCAACAGGCCUUCGGUAAAACUAUAUACACGCUUUCCACCGACUCGUCGAGCGCGAGCGGCGUGGCGACAGGUGGCGCCGCCUCGGCGGAAACUCUGGUACAAUCGGUCUCUCCCCAAAAGACGACUAACCUCUCGAAAGCUGUUCAAACGUCGGUGCCCAACGCGCAACAGGCGAGCCCGUCUACGGGGAUAAACGUGCAAUCCAUCGCGAACAUUCCAAACACGUUGCAAUUAUCGACCACGAGUAGACAGAUAUUGAAUAUCGUUCAAAGCUCUGGGAAUAACGCGAAUGUGGUGGCGACCAGCCCGAACGCGAGUCAAACGUUGACGCAGUUGGUGCAAAGUGUUCAGAACGCCUCCCCCGGUGUCAUAUACACGCACAAAAUCCCCGUCACUAUAUCGACCACGAAUCCAAGCCAGUUGAACAUCAUUCCUACGAUAUCGCACGCGAAUUCGAUACCGACCGGAAGGACACCUGUGGUCAAAUUGAACAUCAUUCGAGCUCCUUUGAGGCAACAGAAUAUCACGGGAGCUAUACAAGCCGUGCUCACCACACCGAGAUUGCAACAACAGCAGCAACAACAGCAACAGCAACAGUCCACGGUUCGAACGGACAGUUUGCUCGGUUCCCCCAUAGAGGUGCCGAAUCAAGUGAGUUCGACCACUUUGGAACAAUUAAGAGAGUUCGAGAGCGUGUUGGAACAGGUGAAGGAAAGGAGCACGAUUCAACCGCAGUCCCAUCAAACGAUAUCCACCUCGCCCACCACCACCGUACAAACGCAAACGACCACCCAACAACAGCAGCAGCAGCAACAACAACAACAACAGCAACAGCAGCAACAAACUCAAGCUGGAAAACAGCAGCAAGUGUCCGUGAGCGCGUUAGCCCAGCAACUGUUAAUGCCAACGCAGCAAACCGGAGGGGCAACGGGUAACGAGUUCACGAGCAACGGUAACGCGACGGUGAAUUUCCAACAGGACGUUUUCUCUCAAAAAGUGUCGCUCGCGUACGUGAAUCAGAACGCGGGUUCUGCGGUUUCGAAGACACCCAACUCGACACCGGUCGUGGUCGUGACGAGUUACUGUCAACCUGCCGCCUCCCCCGCGUUGAGCGUCACCUCCCAAAGCUCCUCCAGUCCCUGCGUGACACCCGCCCCGGCCCCCAUACCCCCGGCCGGCAAAACACCGCCUACCCCGCCCUCCUCGAAAACGGUGAAGAAAGCGGCGCCAAAAACGGUGAAAACUAGCGCGACCAACACAUCGAAGUCGUCCCCGAUACCGAAACCUCAACAGAAACCGCAGGAGGACGAGCAAACCGCGCAAAGGAUUUACGCGAUUUUGGACGAGUACGCGGAGCAAUUGCGCAACUCGCCCGAUCUGAACAACAAACCCGCGCCAAGGAGGAGGUCGAACCCGCCCACGAAUCCCAGCCAAUCAUCGAAGAGGAAGAAGUCGAGCGCGAGCAAGGCGAAGUCGGUGGGCGGGCAGCAGAAUUCGGAGCUGAGCCCGAGCACGGACGAUCUCGGCAGGACUAUGGGCAGCGAGGACUCGUCGAGCGGGGUGGUGCACGUGCAGGACAGCCCCGCCGGUUUCCCCGCCCCCGUCGAGGAACCGUCCCCCAACGUCGGGAGCGCCGCGACCGAGGCGGUUGGCGCCGCGGCCGAGGUUCGAAAUCUUGCCAACGACUCGAACGACGGGGUCGAGGUGAGCGUGAAGAGACGGAAUUUGAUCUUCGCCGAGCCGGGACCGGGCCAGCCGAGAGCGGUCAUCGUGCAGGAGGCGGUGCAGGCCGGUUCCGUGUCGGUGAGCGAGGCCCUCGCCUCGGUGACGGGCAAGAUGGGCAGCACGGCCGUCCUCGUCCCCGGCCCCAACUACAUCCUUCCCAUGAACCUCGUGAAAGGAGGCCAACAAUUCACGAUAGUGUCGAGCGGAUCCAAGCUGCUCGCCACCGUUCCAGCGACCGUGCGCGCGACCGGGAACGCGGCCGUUUCCAACACGUUGGUGCUCCAGUCGUUCCUCAACCAGGCGGGCAAGAUAAUCUCGCAGCCGGCGCAGGUGAAACAGGUGAAGAUACCCACGUUGCAGACGUUGUCCGGGAGCCAGGCGUCGUUGGCCGGGGCGCAGAACGUUCAGGGGACGACGUCGGUGGUGAUACCCCAGGGGACGGGGGGGAAUCAUCACGGCCAGUUCACGGGGGAAGGGGUGGUGGCGGCGGAGAAGGGCAACGUGAUAGGUGGGGACCUGGCCGCGGCGAAAACCGACGCUGUCGAAUCCGGAGGGGGGAACGCGAUCGUCGUCAACAAAGGGAACUCGGCGAUCGGGCUGAUUCAGCGUAACUUGAGCGAGGGUGGGGAGGGAGGCCAACCGAUCUGCGGCGUGAUCACCAGCAAUCCAAAUUUGACCCUUCAAGGGGCCAGAUUGUUCAACUCGUCCAUACACAAAUUGGCCAGCCCUGGACUGAAGUCUGAGAACGUGGUGUGCAUCACGCCGACGGCGACGAUCGCGCAGCACAGCCCAGAGAAGAGCAACCAACAAUCCCCUCAGGAGGGACAAAUUCACAACGACAAACACGUGUCCAUCCAAACGGGUGCGACGAUCGCCCUCGCGUUCGCCACGCAAUCGGACGUUUCUUUGUUGAACGACGCGUCUCAGCAACAGCAACACCACCACCACCAUCAUCAUCAUCAUCAGCAUCAUCAGCAACAGCAAAAGGACACGAAGGAAGCGUCGACUGAGAUCAUCCCUGGUGCCAAGAUCAUCUCCCCGAAGACGGUGAAAAGAAAAAUGGACGACGCAAUGGAUUCGAUGUCAACGAUAACGACGGUUGGAAGCAAGCAGAGCGGAGGGAUCGAUGGGACGACGCAAUUUCUGGUUACUGGCGGGCCGAGCAGCUCCGACAGUCAAGAGUCUUCCUCCGUACAACAGUCGAGCGAGGGUAUCGAGGUUUCGUGCAAAGUUGGAAACGGUUUGUUAUACGGGAACGCGAGGUUGCAAGAGGCCUGGGAGCCAGAGGGCAAGGUGUCGCCCGACACUCCUUGGCGAUACGUGCCCACGUCCACGAAUUCUUUGAGCAUAGACCCGUUGAACUCGAGGUACUCGGACAACUCGGAGAACGUGCAGAGCGUUCUACAGAUCAUAAACAAGGGGCAGGGGAUCGAGAUGUCCGGCGGGCAGAUAUAUCAGACGAACGCGAAAAAAUACUUUAUGAAUCACACUCUGGAACCGUUUCAACAGUACGCGAAUAAGAGCAACGUGAUGAAAACGCCUUUGAAUCCCAGGUUGGAUAGGGAGUUGUUGCAACAGAAGAUGGAGAGGAAGGCGGCCGCUAUGGAACGGGAGAUGAAGCUGCAGAAGAGUUUGUCGGAGGAGUGCGAGGAUUUGGGCGUGGACGAGCCUAGCACGAGCGACCUGUUCCCGGAGGCGGAUCUGCUAUUCGACACGAAUCACUCGCCUUCCUUCGACCACUCGUCCCAAGACGCGUCCUGCAGCCAACCGCUGGGCAUGAAAUCGUACGGCGCCUCCUACUUUCGCUCCUUGGAUUCGUCGAGCGGGAGCAGGGACGCCAGCCCUGUGGCCGACUUCAAAGUGAACGAGCGGAGGAAGAGUGGGGGGCAGAGGGGCAGGUCGGCGAAGGAUUCCGCGAAGCGGUCGAGGCGGGAGAAGAGGGGCGGAGGGGGAGUGGAGGAAUUACAGUUGGAAAAUCCCGCGAAACACAUGCGAUUAACGUUGGAGAGUUUGAGCCAGGACGAAGCGUCGAACAGUAAUUCCGAUAUGUCGAGAUUAUCACCGACCAAUUUGGCCUCGUUGGAGAACGACUCGUUGAAGGAUAGAGGGAAGAUCGCGUCGAGGAACGGCUCGAAGGAGGGCUCGCCCAGCAGCGUGUCGAGUAUACCCUCGAACAUGAAGUUGGACAUCGAUCUGGAUUCGGAAUCGUUACCGCCUAGCAUCAAUGUAAACAACGCGUCGGCAGCUAGCUCCGGGGACGAAAGCUUGACCUUGCUCAGCAGUAACACGGCGGACGUGACUAUACCCUCCCCACUCUCGCCCAUCGCUGGCCCCAUGUUGUCGACGCACAAGUACACGUACACCAACAAGAAACGGAUCGCGUCUAAGGUUACGAGAAUGGAUUACCUGUCUUGGGAGAGCCCGAUGUCCGAGAGGACGAGGUCGAGCAGCGACGAGGAGGAUAAUUCGAGCAUAAGCGAAUCGAUCGGCAGCCAACCGGAGGAGAACGCCCUGAGCAACGGGCUCGAGGACAGCGUGCAAAGUCUCAAGUCCCUGUCGAACGAGCGGCGUUGCAAUUAUUUGAAAAAGAAAGAUAAGUUACAGGUGAACGCGAGGGUGGUAUUGAAUCGGGCGGAUCACAAGGGUGGUCUGUCGAAACGAAUUAAGGUGUCGAGCGAGUCGAUCCAAGAUUCGGUUAUGGUUUCCAGUGAUAAGGCGUCCGAGCCGUCCGACGACGAAACGGGGAAUAUCGCUUUGGUCGAGCCGGACUGUCGGGCUAGACGAUCGAGUUUGCGUGGCCACGUUAAGAAAGGAUGCGCCUGUUGCAACGGUUCCCCGGAGAGACCUAAAAAGAAGUCGGUCAAAUCCGAUCAUCCGAGGUUAAAGAAACGAUUGUCGUCGAAACAGGCCGGCAAGAAAAGGUAGUCCUAGCGUUCGAACGCUCGACGGAGCAUCGCGUGUUCGAUCUUCAUAAUGCUGUAUGCUUUUAUCCCUCGUGGACGCGGUUCGUCCAGCGACGAAGGAGCUUCCAAAACGUAUCCGGGCGUAUCCUUGUUACUAUGCCGUACGAAAAACUUAGAAUUCAUAGCCGGAAAGCUGAAUCGCAAAUAGAUUUCGCAAAUUCGAAUCGAAGAACGAUGAGAAACACGCGAAUCGUUGAAUUUGUGCGUGUGUAUAUAUAUAUAUAUAUAUAAUAUAUAUAAAUAUAUAUAAAAUAUAUAUAUAUUAUAUAUAUUAGUCGAUAUAUGUAUGAGGUUGUUGAAACAAACUUUUACGAUAUAAGUCGGAAAUGCCUAUCCUCGUAUAUUAGGCAAGAUAUAAGUUAAUUCGCAAGUUCUUCGUUCAGUAUGAACUUGAUUUAUCAGAGACGGAGAAAGAGGAAAGAGAGGGGGGAAGAGAAAGAGAGGGAGAACGAAGGAACGAUUGUUCUAUUAACGAUUCUCGACAACAGUAGGUCAUCCUCUUACCACUAGAUGUUAUUGUAAUACUAGAUGUAAGAUGAAAAUUAUAAUGAAUGGCAGAUUUAGAUUAAAUCGUUAAGGAUAUUAGAGACGCAAUCUAGUCAAAAGAUAAGGUUUACGGCGAGGAAUAGGCGUGUUUUCGAAAAACAGUAAGAGAGAGAGAGAGAGAGAGAGAGAGAGAGAGAGAGAGAGAGAGUAAGCGAGAUAGCAUCAGCGCGAGAAAGGAGAAAAAAAAGUGUAAAUGAUGAGAGAAGGAAUUUAGUAAGAAAAGGAAGAAAAAAAUAAGAAUAGAACGUAUCCGACUGUCGAUAGAUCCCUCGCAGACUAAAGAAUUUAUAAUUAAAAGCCUGAAUUCAUAAUUUCUGUCUACUGUAUCUAUUAUGAUGAUACUACGUUCUACGUUCUUUUACAUGGUAUGGUCAGACUGAAUAGACGAAUUAAUAUCUAUAGAUCUCGUUUGGUGAAUUAACGUAGCGAGAUGUGCAUUGAAUUCUUUGCCUUUUGCAUAAAGUUCUCGAUAACUUAGUAUCUUAAUCUCUAAAUCAAGAUAAUCCUUGUAAAUUAAUAAUGUCGUAAUAUACCUUAUGAUACCAACAAGAGAGAGUGGCGAGAGAGACGAUUGAACGGAUUAAUGGCAAAAAAAAGAAUAAAAUAAACAAAUAAAUAAAGGUGAAGAUAUUUGAAAAGAAAGAAGAAAGAAAAUAUCGAGAAAAGGACGUAUAAAAUGAAACAAAAAAAAAAUAUAUAUGUAAUUAAGAGCAACAUUGUGUGACGGGCCGACCAUACCUUGUUGUCACGGUGCAUGUAAAAAAAAAAGAAAAAAAAAAAAAAAAAAGGUAUCCAAAAAGAAAAAAACUGUACAUUACGUAGAUAAUUCAUUAAAAGUAUAGUAUUA
Messenger RNA from Apis laboriosa (Himalayan honeybee), 10534 nucleotides. RefSeq lists its product as uncharacterized. The record is from RefSeq and is a predicted model, not a curated record. The transcript is spliced from 7 exons. Bases 473 to 9103 code for a protein of 2876 amino acids. NCBI's taxonomy places the organism in Eukaryota, Metazoa, Arthropoda, Insecta, Hymenoptera, Apidae.